This is a messenger RNA of Closterium sp. Naga37s-1, 2862 nucleotides long. Lineage: Eukaryota; Viridiplantae; Streptophyta; Zygnematophyceae; Desmidiales; Closteriaceae. The record is from the annotation of a GenBank genome assembly.
AUGGCCGCAACGUUGGUAGAGGAGAAGGAAUCGACGCGGCUACUAAGAGCCGCAGAAAGCGCGCUCGGAUUAAGCUCAAGUGUAGAGUCUACAGACGACGACGAUGAUUUCGAUGAUGAAACGGAUAUGGAGGACGCGCAGGGCGAUGAAAGCGAAUCGCAAACGAAAUCUCGCCAGCGGUUACCAUCCCUGGCGGAAAGAUUAGGAGACGAUCGUGACGUCAGCAGGUGGUUGGCGGAAGUGGAGGAGGCGGAUACCUUGGCGGAGCUGCUUCUGGGCAAGCUGGCAGCGUUGCGCGGGGAGGCGGGUGGAGCGGCGGCGCUCGCCGCGGCGGAAGCAGCAGCGGCGGAAGCUGCUUCCACCGCUGCGGCAAAGGCGGAGGCGGAAGCGGCGGCGGCGGCAGCGGCGGCAGCAGCAGCAGCAGCCGCCGCGGAAGAGAAGAAGAAGGCGGGCGGGGGAUGGUUCAGCGGGUUGGGGAGUCUGUUGGGGGGUGAGAAGGAGAAGAAGGCGGAAACGGCGAGGGGAAAUGCGGAGGGAGCGCAAGGUCAGGGGAGAUCGGCGGAGGCGCAAGGGAAAGGGGGAGCGACAGGUGCUAGCAGAGCGCAGGGUUCGGGGCAACGGCCGAGGGGGGGAGGCGCUGGCGCAGGGGAAGGGAGUGCGGGGAAGGUGGAAAGAUUUUCGCGGCGUGACGUGGCAUGGUUGAUGGAGGGGAGCCUGGCGGCGGGCAACGUGGCACUCAGCUAUUCGCUGCUGAAUGCGUGCAAGACGUCCGCUUUGGCGCUCAAUGCGGGCGCGCCCGGGGCAGCGCUGCUGUCUACAUCGUCAUCUCCCCCUCCUGCUGUGGUGGGGAUUGGCUGCGCUGCUGGCAUUGGCGGAUGCUGCUGCAUCGUCAUCUCCCCCUCCUCGUCCCCCCCACUCGCAUCUUCCCCUGUGCCCCCGUCUCCCAUCAUCCCCCCGCUGCCGUCAGCGCGUGCGCGCGUGAGGGGGCUUGCGGCGCUGCUGAGAGUGGCGGAUGCUGCUGCUUCCCCAUCCCCCUCUCUCCCCUCCCCAUUCCCUGCAGCGCGUGCGCGCGUGUGGCCAGCGGUGGGUGUGCGGCUGUACGCGGCGAUGGUGAGGGGGCUGGCGGCGCUGCUGCGAGUGGCGGACGCCGUGGCGCUGGUGGGGGAGGUGCAGCGGCGGGGCGUGCCCGAGGGGGACCGAGAGCCCAACAGUCACGCCCAUCAAGUGGUUCGUGCCUCUGCGUCCGUCCCUUGCGUGCAGGUGUCCUUUGGAGUGACGGUGGACUGCCCCACGUGUCGCAAGGCCUUUUCUGUGGUGCAGCCGCAGCAAGGCCGGCAGGUGGUGGGGUGUGCAGGAUGCAAGUACGAGUACGAGCUGGUGUCAGGGGACCUCAUCUCCUGCGACUCAGAGUCUCUUAUUGACUCUGCGCCCACACUGGACAAGGCCCUUAGCCUCGUGCGCAUCAAGUGGGGCCACCCACCAGCACCAAUGCACAGUGGAGUGUGCUUCUCAAGGCCCCUCUCUUCUUCCCCUGCCCCCAUCCCUCCACCCCAUAACCACGACUCUGCCCCCAUCUUGGACAAGGUCCUUCGCUUGGUGCGCAUCAAGAGGAGAGACCCACCAGUAGCAGUGCACAGUGUGGUGCUCAAAGCACCAGACGGCACAUCGCAGAUCAACACCUUUGCCACCGUCACCCCCUCCGUGCCCGCCCAGUCGGGGGAGCGAAUCACCAUCGCCUGCGCCGCCCCCUCCUUCUCCUCCUCCCUCGCCUCCUCCCUCUCCUCCUCCCUCCCCUCGUCUUCCUCCUCGUCCUCUUCUCGAAAAGCUUCCGCCUCUAAGCGGAAAAUAGCGGGGAUAUUUCCGGCGCCGGCGAAUAGAACCCCGGGGUGGAAUCCGAGUGAACCCAUGGCGCUGACCAAUCAUGUGACGAGGCAGACGCUGGCGUUGCUGCGCGCGCCGCCCAAGGCCACUAGAGACAGCGGCAGCCUGUCGCUGCCGCCCUGGGUGCUGCCUCUGGGCGGCGCACUGGUGGCAGCGAACGUGGUGGGGGCGGCAGCAGUGAGCAUGGGAAUAAUGGAGCCAAACGCGAUCACAGAUGGGACGAUGGGGAUUGUGGUGGGGUGGGUGGCUGCUGGUGGUGCAGCAACAGGGGGAGCUUACAACUUUCUGCUCCUGCCGAAGCUAAGAGAGCUGCCAGGCAGCGUGGUGGAUGGCAUGGCAGUGCGGCAGCAGCUGUUGGAGCAGCAUGCGGCGUUGAGGCAGAGGCUAGAGGCGCUCUCUGCUGCUGCAGCUGAGGAGUGGGAGAGAGUGGUAGCUGCACGCAAGGGGCUGGACCAGCACUUCCCCCUCAUAGCUCCCUCAUGCCGCCCCACAUCCACUCCCCCAAUGCUCCUCGACUCUCCCCCCAUGCAUGCAUGGCAGUGUGCGGUGGGAGAGAGUGGUAGCUGCACGCAAGGGGCUGGACCAGCACUUUCCUCCAUCAUUUCCCCCUUCUACCGCUCUCAUGCUGCCCACUCCCACCCUUUCCCAUGCUCCUCCUGCCCUUCAUCCACAAUGGUGAUAGCUGCCUGCCAUUGUAUUCAUUGCCUGCCACCCACCAUGCCCUUCCUGCCGCAUCAGGUGCUGCCAUAUGCAGAGAUGAAGGUGCUGUCAAUGAUAGAGAUAGAGGUGGAGAUGGAUGCAGACGUGCCCACAGCAGAGGCAGCAGGUGCUGCGGCGAGCAUAGCGGACCAGAUCGAGCGGCUGAUGGAGGUGGAGAGCUUGCAGAAGGAGUGGAAACAGCAGGCGGAGGUGAACGAUGAGUUGGAGCGGCUGCUGAGAAGCGCGCCUGCUCUGCCCGACUCCGCCUCCUGGCAGAGCUGA